AACUCCGUCAUUGUACCUUGCCCGCUCGCUGAUCGAGGGGUCAACUUUCCCAAAAUUCAACAACCUUGAUUGAAUCUCCAAGAACAAUCCUCUGGUCGGACGCCCGUCGUAAAUUCAAGAAAAUGGAAGCUCCACUGUCGUCGACCUCCACCUUGGCAGCCGCCGGCAGCCUCCACCUGGUGGCUAUGCCGUACCCGGGACGAGGCCACGUCAAUUCCAUGAUGAACUUCUGCAAGAUCCUGUCCUCCAGAGUCCCGGACAUCGCCAUCACCUUCGUCGUGACAGAGGAGUGGCUCGGCUUCAUCGGUUCCGAGCCUAAGCCCGCCAACAUAUCCUUCGCCGCCAUCCCAAACGUGCUCCCCUCGGAGCUGGUCAAGGCCCAGCACUACUCCGAGUUCGCCGAGGCCGUUUUCACCAAGAUGGGAGAUCCGUGCGAGGAGCUGCUGGAUCGGCUCCGGCCUGCGCCGACUCUCAUCCUGGCCGACACCUUGCUGAAAUGGGCCGUCCGCGCAGGGAACCGGAGGAACAUUCCGGUGGCGUCGUUCUGGCCGAUGGCGGCCCGGGGUUUCUCUUUUUACUGUCACUUCCAUCUUCUGGAGCGACACGGUCACUUCCCGGUCGAUUUGUCUGAAAAGGGGGACGAGCGAGUUGAUUACAUCCCCGGACUUCCUCCGACACGCUUGGCAGACUUGCUCAAUUUUGCGAGUAAUAACCCAUUUUUGGAGAACUUCCUUGAUGCAAUUAAGAUUGUACGUGAGGCUAAGUAUCUCUUGCUCGCGACCGUGUAUGAGGUGGAUUAUCCAGCUGUCGAUGUUGUUAAGGCUAGCUUGUCGAUCCCAGUCUACACCAUCGGUCCUGCCAUCCCUCUCUCUCAACCUGCAGAUGACUCUUGUUUGUAUGAUGCCGAUUACUUGAAGUGGUUGGACUGUCAGCCGAGCAAUUCUGUCUUAUACCUCUCCCUUGGAAGCUUUCUCUCGGUCUCCAGCUCUAAGAUGGAUGAGAUUGCAGGGUGCUUGCGUGACAGCGGCGUUCGUUUCUUAUGGGUGGCACGCGAGGAAGCCUCCAGGUUGAGAGAGUUGUGCGGCGAUAGGGGAAUAGUCGUGCCAUGGUGCGACCAGUUGAGAGUGCUGUCACAUUCGUCGGUUGGUGGGUUUUGGACGCAUUGCGGAUGGAAUUCCAUUUUGGAAGCUGUUUUCAUGGGAGUUCCCAUGCUUACAUACCCCAUAGCUAUGGAUCAAGGCCGUAAUGCAUUACUAGUCGUCGAGGACUGGAAGAUCGGAUGGAGGGUGGGCACAGAUAUCACAGAGCUUGUGCGUAAGUUCAUGGAUUUGGAAGAUGACGAAAGCAGAGAGAUCAGGAGACAGGCUAAGCAUCUCCAGGAGGUGUGUCGGCGAGCAAUCGGAAAAGACGGAUCGACUGAGACUAACACCAAUUCCUUCAUCAGGGACAUUUCCUAUUGCAAUGACAGUUCAUAAGGGUUUAAUGUACUCACCACAUAGGUUCGAAACGUUCUUUCUGAAUAAAAAUGCAUUUGAAUA
Molecule: messenger RNA, 1538 nt
Organism: Eucalyptus grandis
Lineage: Eukaryota; Viridiplantae; Streptophyta; Magnoliopsida; Myrtales; Myrtaceae
Product: UDP-glycosyltransferase 87A1
Exons: 2
Coding region: 123-1475 (450 amino acids)
Molecular function (GO): UDP-glycosyltransferase activity
Source: RefSeq, a predicted model, not a curated record